Molecule: messenger RNA, 457 nt
Organism: Fundulus heteroclitus (mummichog)
Lineage: Eukaryota; Metazoa; Chordata; Actinopteri; Cyprinodontiformes; Fundulidae
Gene: lyrm9
Product: LYR motif containing 9
Exons: 4
Coding region: 150-386 (78 amino acids)
Source: RefSeq, a predicted model, not a curated record
GCUGACAAACACCAAGAAGAAAAACGAAAACAGAAGAAGAAUGCUGCGGUUGUCUAAUGCUUAUCUUGUGUGCGUCAAAGAGUGAUUUUAAGGAGGGAUGCUGAGUAUCUGCUGACAGCCAGCCGUCCGUUCAGAACACAGUAGAAGAAAUGCCGCCUUUAGUGGGAGUGGAGCUGAUCCAGACCCCCGUGCAGCUCUAUCGAUACCUGCUGAGAUGCUGCAGGCGGUUACCGUCCACGCCCAUGCAGCAGCAUUAUCGGCAUGCCAUACGACAGGGUUACAAUAGUCACUCAGAUGAAGACGACCCAGAGAGGAUCCAGAUGAUCAUCCAGAGGGCCGUCAAAGAUGCAGAGUGGAUUUUAGAGAAAUAUGCCAAGAAGAAGUAGCCUCCAUGGGAGAUGGAGCGUACAACAUCAUGUAAAUAUUGUUCUGUUUCCAAUAAAUUAUUGCAAAGUCA